Molecule: messenger RNA, 2334 nt
Organism: Stegastes partitus (bicolor damselfish)
Lineage: Eukaryota; Metazoa; Chordata; Actinopteri; Pomacentridae
Product: AN1-type zinc finger protein 5-like
Exons: 6
Coding region: 289-981 (230 amino acids)
Molecular function (GO): DNA binding; zinc ion binding
Source: RefSeq, a predicted model, not a curated record
UAAAACAAAACAGAUGGCACCACAAAUCAGCGACAGAGGACGUCAGCCGGAGAGCUAGCAGCAGCAGCAGCAGCAGCCCGAGGCGGAGAGGAGCCCACACAUUUCUAGGAGAGAGAGGACCGAGGAGGAAAGGCACCAGCGACGACUCACCUAGACGGCCCUAGUUAGUUAGCUCCCAGAUAAACCCGCUCAUUCAGUCAAUUUACAACACUUCCCAGAAGAAAAAAACAAAAACAAACGACGUUUCUUUGACAAAGAAGGUCAGCUCACCAGGUUGCAGACAAAGCUAUGGCCCAGGAGACCAAUCAGAGCCCGGUUCCUAUGCUCUGUGCCACCGGCUGUGGUUUCUAUGGCAACCCUAGGACUAAUGGCAUGUGCUCUGUGUGCCACAAGGAGCACCUAUCGAGACAGAACAAUGGAGGAGUGGGCCCUUUGAGUGCUGUGGGCAGCGGCAGCAGCCCCACAGCUGAGGCUUCUGCCAUCCAGAGGUUAGAGGCCACGCUGAAUAAUGCUGCGGCCGCCGCGGUCGCCGCUGCAGAGGUGGCAGCCGAGGCCGCCGCAGCCUCUGCCGAGGCCGCCGCCGUCACCGAAGCUCUCAGUGGAAUUUCAACUGCCAUAUCUGUAACGCAGCAGAUGACCGAGAUGAGUCUGUCCUCUGAGGAGAAAGAAGCGUCGGGGAGCAAAGUAGAGCUCACAGAGCCAGUGGUGACUCAGCCCACUGUCUCAACCCUUCAUCCCUCCACUGCUGGCAGUGAAGAGUCCAAAGACCCAGAACCCCCGAAACCCAAGAAGAACCGCUGCUUUAUGUGUCGCAAAAAGGUUGGCCUUACAGGUUUCGACUGCCGCUGUGGGAAUCUGUUCUGCGGAAUCCACCGUUACUCCGACAAGCACAACUGCCCGUACGACUACAAAGCCGAAGCCGCCGCCAAGAUUCGCAAAGAGAACCCCGUGGUGGUCGCUGACAAGAUCCAGAGAAUAUGAAGAGAACUCUGGCUUUUGACUUUGAAUAUCGGGAGGCUUUCAAAAGUGGACUCGAGCCCAACCUUCUCCUUGAAGGACCUGUUUUGUUUAGUUUUUUUUUUCUUCUUUGUUACACAUUCAGGACUUUUCCCCCCCACAGUGCAUGAAAGUUCACAUCUUUUCAGCUUUCAUUCUUGUUUGUGUGUGAGUUUAACACUUUUUUGCAGGGUUGUAUUGAACAAAGAAAUACUGUAUGAGAGGAUGAAGGUGAUGGGAGGUGACCGAGGGAGACAAAACGCCCUCGGAAGAAAAAAAGAGAGAAAAAAAAAAGCUCUAGAAUGGCCGCCCGGUCUGUUUUAGUGAUCCUCCUGAAAUCGCUUGAGCUCUUGUUUGGAGAAGGGCUCGGACACUCGGAGCCCGUUUGAACUGUUCCUGCUGUCGGCUGACGGUGAAAUCUCAGCCGUGCUUGCUCUCUGCUGGCUUGAGUAGCAAAAUGGAUAUCUUGCUUUUUUUUGUUUUUUGUCUUUGGCCUCGACGCCCCCCGAGGUCCGAGUCUAACCCUCCUGACUGGUGAGGUUUUAUCAAUCUGAAUGCUUCUCUGUGCCACCGGAGUCACACAGCUCAGACUUGUCGCUAGACUUUAAGGAAAAAGACUUUAUCGCGAGCCUUUUUUUCUUUUCUUCUGGUUUUUGCUGGUUUCUAUUCCCUCCCUGCUGCCGUGUUCGCAGCGCCAGACACACAGAAUAGUGACUCUCUUCUCUGCCGUUGACAUUGGACUGAUGCUGUGACCGUCUCUGUUCUGGAUGGACCGCACGUGGACUCGUUUUUUUUGUUUUUGUGGUCUUUAAAACCGUCCACCGAAGUCACGCGAGGAUACGUGUCAGCCGGCUGUUUCUCGGAUUCUGUUUGCUUUGUUUUCCAGAAAAGCGGCGCGUAUGCUGGUGUGUUGUUGUCGUUGUUGUUGUUGUUGUAGGAAGGGUUUAGCUCCACUAAUGUUUUCAUCUUUUACUUCACUAUUGAAUGUUUUCUUCUGUUUUUUAACGUGAGUUGGUGAAUUCACGGGAGCGAGUGUUGGUGGGAGUAGAAAGGUGGACGGCCGGUGAGCGGCUGUCGUACGAGGCUAAUCGGUUGUGUGCUGCGGUGACUUAGUGAGCUCGUAGGUUAUUAAUAAUUUUCCAUUUUUGUUGAUUUAUUUUGUUUCUUUUAUUUUGGUCUGGCUGCUUAAUCUGUGUGAGUUUGUGUUGUUUUUUUUUUUACCCUUUAGUUAUGCAAGUUUGUACAAACCUCUUUAUUUAUAUACUGCAGUGCGCGUAAUCUUCCAAUAAAACAGAAUCAAUUGUACGACGUAAAUAAAUUAUGUUCACAAAUAUACAA